CAUCUUGGACUGUCCUUGGAAAGUAUUUGAAUCGCGAACAGUUCAAAGUAAUUUCUUCUUUUCUUCUUUCCAUCUUCAGUAACUUAUUCACACGAAAGGCUACUUGUCUCGUAUCCACAAACACGAAAGACAACUCGAAAAGCUUCUCUCAAUUCAUAAUAUCUUUACGAGCAGUUUUAACUGUAUCUUUACCAACACACAAUGUCACACAUGCCUCGCGACCACAGUCCAGCCAUGUCUGACACUCACCCAAACCAGAGCGAUGAGCAGAAGGUCGGGCCUCGACACUCUAGCCCGGUCAUUCGAUUUGUGCUAGAGAAGACAAUCCCUGAGCGUCCGAUCGAACGCGGAAGACAGAGCAGACUGUUCAACGAAGUGGCUGACAUGGUAAACGCCAAUUUCCCUCUCACAACGCCGGUCAAUGUCAGCAGUAUCAAGUACAUCACAAACAUGUACGGCCGGGACCCCAAGUAUGGAAACCGGAAAGGAAAGGUUAUAUACCCUUCCAAAAAUAAGAAGAAUAAUGCACUCGGGGCAGUCAAUGUGCCCUCCAGAAAGAAGAGAGCUCGUUGCCCACAUUGCGAGGGUACAGGAUACCUAGAUGCUGGCAAUGGAAGAGAAGAUAUUGAGCUAGAACAGCCAGAGGGGAAUGGGACUUUUGCUCGUCACUCCCGGAACAACGGAGCACCAAUGGGAACUCUACAGCCAGAACCGGCAGAGCUGGCCGCGCAGAUGGGAACAGGCCCACGACAGAUGACUACCUCGACUCCCGCUGCUGUCCCCAACUCAUAUGCCAUAAUGGCUCAUAGGCCGGGCGGGCCUCAACAGUCUCCCGUAGCUUACCAACAGCCAAGCCCAUACCUGCCACCUACCAUGGGAAACAAUAACAUGUAUGGCGGUGUAAUCGGUAACUCUGGCUACGGGAACGAGCAACUGCCGCUCUCUGCGACCCGGGGCAACGGUAUGGGCAAUAUGAUGGGACAGAGCCCACCCGGUUGGUGGUAUGCCAACAAUCAGAUGGGUGAAGUAAGUCAUUCCUUCAUUCCUAUUAUAAACUAAUGCUAAUUAACAAAAGAACCUACAGAUACCUCUACAAUCACCGACGUACCCAAAUAUCCCCUCAACACAGGGUAUGGUUCCAACCUGGGAUGCGGAAAAUA
This is a messenger RNA of Hypoxylon fragiforme, 1160 nucleotides long. RefSeq lists its product as uncharacterized. Lineage: Eukaryota; Fungi; Ascomycota; Sordariomycetes; Xylariales; Hypoxylaceae. The record is from RefSeq and is a predicted model, not a curated record. The transcript is spliced from 2 exons. Bases 202 to 1059 code for a protein of 285 amino acids.